Messenger RNA from Epinephelus moara (kelp grouper), 4327 nucleotides. RefSeq names its product G-protein coupled receptor-associated protein LMBRD2B. Lineage: Eukaryota; Metazoa; Chordata; Actinopteri; Perciformes; Serranidae. Gene Ontology annotation, cellular component: membrane. Bases 205 to 2319 code for a protein of 704 amino acids. The record is from RefSeq and is a predicted model, not a curated record. Gene Ontology annotation, biological process: adrenergic receptor signaling pathway. The transcript has 18 exons.
GGUGUAGAGAACCCGGAUGUGACUGGUGUUUCCAGCCAUCGACCCAGCAGCAGGAAACGGCUGGUGUUACUGGUAAAACACGGCGGAAUAUAACCACACAGGCACCGGGAGAGUUCACCGACCGUCUUACCGUCAGCUCAGAGGGGCCGGAGACACUCACGGUAAUCACGGUUUCUGCGGGGCUGCUGAGCGGAGUGCAGCGGGAUGAGCGGAGCUGCUCUGGGCAUCGAGAUCGUGGUGGUGUUUUUCCUGGCGCUGUUCCUGCUGCACCGAUAUGGAGACUUCAAGAAGCAGCAGCGCAUGGUGCUGUUCGGCACGCUGCUGGCCUGGUACCUGUGCUUCCUCAUCGUCUUCAUAUUACCUCUGGACGUCAGCACGACCAUUUACAAGCAGUGUAAGAUAGACCAUGAGGAACACGCCGCUGUCCCCACUGCCAGCCUGUUACCAUCCAAUCACACCAUGGCUAACACAUCUGUUACACCCACCAAGAGCGUCCCGAAGCUGUGCUACAAGCCAUGGAGCUACAUCCCUGACGGCAUCAUGCCUGUGUUCUGGAGGGUGGUGUACUGGACGUCUCAGUGUCUCACAUGGCUGCUGCUGCCCUUCAUGCAGUCCUACGCCCGCUCUGGAGGCUUCUCCAUCACCGGGAAAAUAAAAACCGCCCUGAUAGAGAACGCCAUUUAUUACGGGACCUACCUGCUCAUCUUCGGCUCUCUGCUCAUAUAUGUGGCUGUGCACCCUCAGUGGCACCUGUCCUGGUACGAGCUGCAGACCAUCGGCAUCACAGCGGCUAACACCUGGGGCCUGUUCCUGCUGGUGCUGCUGCUCGGUUAUGGUCUGGUGGAGAUCCCUCGCUCCUACUGGAACGCUUCACGACACGGACACUUGCUCAUCAAGACCUACUUCAAGGCCUCCAAGCUGAUGACGGAGAAGGCGGACGCAGAGGAGAACCUGGAGGACAUCAUGGAGGAGGUGAGAAAAGUCAGUGAAUCCAUCAAGUAUAACCAUCCGCUGAGGAAAUACAUCGACACGAUCCUCAGAAAGUGUCCGGUGGAUUACCAAGAGAAGAUGGGCAGGAACAUGGACGACUAUGAGGACUUUGACGACAAACAAAACACCUAUCCCAGUGAGAAGAGUCUGGUGAAGCUUCAUAAACAGGUGAUCUAUGCGGUCCAGAGACACAACAGGACUCGUGUCCAGUGGCAGAUCCUCCUGAAGCAGGCCAUCCACCUGGAGGACAUAGCCAAGAACGAGACCAGUUCAACCCACCAGUUCGUCCACAGCUUCCCGUCCUCUGAGCCAGCCGGCUGGUUCAGCAGAUAUGUGUACACGCCGACUGUAGAGUGGUACUGGGAGUGUCUCCUGAAGCGCUGGUUCUAUCGGCUGCUGUCGGUGGUCCUGACCCUGUUCAGUGUGGCUGUGGUCUGGUCUGAGUGCACCUUCUUCAGCACCCGGCCCGUCCUGUCUCUGUUCGCUGUGUUCAUCCAGCUGGCUGAGAGAGACUACAACUACCUGUACAUCGAGAUGGCGUGCUUCAUCACAAUCUUCUUCCUGUGCACCUGCGUUUACUCCACCGUGUUCCGUAUCCGGGUUUUCAACUACUACUACCUGGCCUCCCAUCACCAGACUGAUGCCUACAGCCUCCAGUUCAGCGGCAUGUUGUUCUGUCGUCUGACGCCUCCUCUGUGUCUCAACUUCCUGGGUCUGAUCCACAUGGACUCGGCCAUCUCCCACCAGCAGAAGGAACAGACUGCGUACACCUCCAUCAUGGGAUCGAUGCGUGUCCUCUCCUUCAUCGCUAACGGCUUCUACAUCUACUACCCCAUGCUGAUAGUGAUCCUCUGUAUCGCCACCUACUUCAGUUUGGGGACUCGCUGCCUGAACCUUCUGGGCUUCCAGCAGUUUGUGGGUGACAGCGAAAUGACGUCGGACCUGAUCGACGAGGGCAAGGAGCUGAUUCGCCGCGAGAAAAGGAAGCGGCAAAGGAUUGAAGACGGCGAGAACAGACGGAGGGAGUGGAAGGAGCGUUAUGGAAACCAGAGAGAAGACUACACAGCGAGGAACAGGAGCAGUCAUGAGAUGAAGGAGACCAGUUACUCCGACACCGUGACGCCCAGCAACAACAGGCAGGCGAAAUAUUCUCGCUCUGGGAAUCGCUCAGAGAGAGACUGUAUCGAGCUGCUGCAGGACGCCGAACCUUUAGACUUCAACGCCGAGUCUCUGACGGACGAUCCUCUGGACGCAGAGUCUGGCAGACACGCGGGAGGACGAUAUCUGUCCAUGUCGUCGUCUCGGAGCCGAAUAUUCGACGACGUCUGAAGGGGAGCUGUUAACCGAACGUCGCCGUCAACAGGAAGUGAAUGUACAACAUGACCUCCAUCUCACAGCUCAGUGGCUGUCUCAUCUCCCAGGAUGCAUGGUAAAUAAACACAGGUCACGUGUUAUCAGUGACGUCAUCUGGAAAUGUCUUUGCGUCAGGUUUCACGUCCGGCUUGUCUGCAGGUAAAUGAAGGAACUUUUGAAGGAAUAUUAAUGAUGUAACAGUUCCAUAAACCCUCUGAUAUGAAUGCACACUGACUGAUAUCACUUUCCUGAGUUUACUGUGUGAGCUGCAUGUCACGACCAGGAGUCUGAGCAUGAGCGUGCAGCAGCUGCAUGUCGACACGUCACUUUAAUGAAAGGUUCAGUGAAGGUCCACCAAGUCACCGACUUUAUUUAUGUUUGUUAUUCUUUAAAUGUUUAUGUUGUAGAUUUAUUUAUCUGUACAUCAUGAUAGAAACAGUCAUUGAUUAACCUGAGUUAUACCUGAUCGAUAGCUGCGUCUCAUGAGCUGCUGGUUUAUUUAUAAUAAUAAUAAUCUUCACGUCAUCUGAAGGUCUCAACUCAUUUAAUCCUAAUCAUGUGCGAAGCAGCUCCAACAUGACGGCUAAUAAAGUCUAUACUCUAAUAAUCUAAAUAUCAAAAUCAACUGAAUUUAAUCACAAUUUAUACUUAAAAAAAUCUUGUAUUUUACUUUGAAAACCAUCUGUCAAAAUUUAUGUGGUUUGAAUUUUCAUAUGUGUAUGUACGUGUGUAUAUAUAUAUGUAUAUAUAUACAUAAACAAGAUCUUCAGUUAAAUUACUCUUAAGAUUUUAAUCAGAAUUUGACAUGUUGAAUACAAACAACUUGAAUAUUAUUUUUAUUUGUGAACUCUAUUAAAUAUUAACCACAGAGUGUAAAUUCAGACAGAUGGCUUUCAAAGUAAAAUACAUUAAGUUAUAUUUAAGUUUCAAUAUAAAGUAUGUAGAAAGAUUAUAGUUUAACAACAAUCAGCUGCCUCUUAGAUUAAAAUAGUUUGGUCAUUGUUUGCCUCUAAUUUAAUUUGUCUUCCUUUGUGUUUGAAAGUGAUGUGAUUAUUAUUUGUCUCAUGUGCAGCUGUUGAGUCCUCAAAGGUUUUUAUUUCUCUGUUUUCUGUUCGAAUGGUUCCAGAUGUGCCAUUUUUAAACCCUGUCACCUUGAAAAUGUUUCUGUCACCCCUCCAUGAACUGUAAAUAUAAAACAAGACCAAGAGAAGUGACCUUUAAAGGACCAUACCUGUGUUUUAGUUCAACUUUACACCACUGCUGAACUUUGUUUUAAAGCUGUAGAGUUUAAAAAUGUCUUUGACCUUAAAGGAACGGUUCAACAUUUAAAUAUAUCUUCUUCUCAUAGAGUCCGAUGUUCAGAUUGUCUGUACAGUAAAUAUGAAGCCAUAGCCAGCGGCUGUUAGCCUAGCUUAGCAUAAAGACUGGAAACAGAUGGAAACAGCUAGCCUGGCUCUGUCCAAACGUACAGCCAGGAGCUGGUGGGUGGCCAUGUGAGCACUGAGGUGUGCCUUUGAAAAUCAGUCACGUUCAGCACGUUUGAAUCGUAGUAAAUAUGUUGAACUACAUAAAAACACAGGUCUGGCCCUUUAAAUGUGUUUAGCAUGUAGCGAGGUUAGCUGUGGUGCAGAUGAAGAGAUCCUGCUGGCAGGUUCAGCUGAGCUUCAGCUCCUUUAAAUAAACUUCAUGACCUGAGAACAGUGAGUGUAUGUGUACAUAUGUAUGAUAUCUAUUUGUAUUAUAUGGGCUAAUUAAUGAUCCACAGACGGUGUUAAAGUGACUUUGCAUUUAUUGUGUUCCUGCAGCCUGGUAACUCUUCCUCACACUGUAUGUUUCCUGAUCUCAGUCAUGUCUGAUGGGACUGCUGAUUCUGCUGAUCAACUAUUUUAUGUUCUCAGUAUAUUUAUUGAUCUCAGCACAGAGUAGAUAUAACUUGUUGAUCUUUGUUGUAGUGAAUUAUUAGGACAAAACAAGGUGGUGUGUU